This is a messenger RNA of Cotesia glomerata, 5518 nucleotides long. It is a transcript of the gene sas, whose product is annotated as putative epidermal cell surface receptor. The record is from RefSeq and is a predicted model, not a curated record. The transcript is spliced from 13 exons. Gene Ontology annotation, molecular function: protein binding. Bases 231 to 5183 code for a protein of 1650 amino acids. Lineage: Eukaryota; Metazoa; Arthropoda; Insecta; Hymenoptera; Braconidae.
AGUUUUAAUAUAUUGAAGGAUGAAAUUUAAUUUAUAUUUUAAAAGUAAAAAAAAAAAUAAUAAGAAAUAAAAAAAAAUCCAGCAAGUGUGAUCCUGUGAGCGGAAGAAAAAACCAGGUCAUCACGUCAUCGUUGUGACAACCGGAUACAAUAAAUAGAAAUUCAACCUGGUUAAAUUAUUAUUAAUAUUAUUUAACUUUUAUUAUAAUAUAACGCAAAUAAUGUGUUAGGAUGAACAUCCAAAGAAAAUGUAUAUUGUUAUUAAUUUUUAUAAUAUCAACGACAAUAACAACAGUAUUGUGUAAAUUCAAGCAAAAAAAUGAAUUUAUACAAGAUGAAAAAAUUGGUAACUUACAUCGGCGACGUAUUCGAACCAUCAAAGAUGAAACUUCAAAUCACUCCAAUAAUGGUCAAGAUAAAAUUCCUGGAGUUAUAUCACUUGACGAGAUGACACCUUUACAACAGAAUAAUUUUACGGGAAAUAAUUUAUCCGAAAUAAUAUCAACAACAAAUUUAACAGGAAAAUUAUUACAACUAAAACAAAUUCACUACAACGAAAAAAUUAAUUAUACAAUCAAUAAUAGUAGCAGUAUAAUAUAUGAUGAAGAUUAUAAAAAAAAUGAAACAUACGAUAAAAAUAAUGCAAAGGAUAUUAUAAAUAAUUUAAAUGGUACAUCAACAAUAUCAAUGCCAAUUUUUGAAACACUAGUAACAAACUUUUCACGUGCUCGUGCACUUGACAUACCAUCAUCUUCUUUAGAACCAACUAAUUCAUUAAGUGCCAAUUUAACAGAUCUAAGCGAUGUCAGCAUGGAUGAAAAUGACAAACAAAUUGAAGGUGGAGAGUAUAUUUUACAUAACAAUGAAACUAAUUUUAAAAUUUCACCAAUAAUAUUUUCAAGAGAACAAAAAUGCAUUGAACCAAACAAUAAAACAUAUCAGGUUGGCGAAAUAAUUAUUAGAGGAUGCUCAGAAAAGUGUAUUUGUGGUAAAAAUGGUACUGUUGAUGAUUGUCAACCAAUUUACUGUGAAAAUCCUUUGGUUAAAGCCAUUGGUAAAAGUCAAGAUCCUUUUUGUCAUAAACAAAAAAUUCAUGAUAAUGAAUGUUGUGCAAUUUUAGUUUGUUCUUCUAUUAAUAAUAAUAAUAACAACAACAACAACAACAACAAUCCCAAUUAUCAGUCAACAGGUACUUGUAAUUUUAUUGGUAAUGACAACGUUAAUAAAACAAUUGAUAUUGGACAGCAUAUAGAAGACGGUUGUACCAGGAUAUGUACUUGUGAAACUGGUGGCAUAUUAAAUUGUAAACCCAGAUGUCCAUUAUUAAAUGCUAAUAAUUACAAUGACAAUGACAAUGAUGACGAUGAAAAAAAGAAUAAAUCAAAUUUACAAAAUAGUGACAAUAAUGACCGAUGUGUAAAGCUUGAAGAUCCUAGAGAUUCUUGUUGUACUAUUACUUACUGCGAUGUAAGUAUUGGUGAGCACGAGCUAAUGGCUUCAACAGACGCUACACCCUCAGCUACAACCAUUAAAUCAUUAAAAAACAAAACUGACGAAAUUUUAACAAAUAUUUAUAUGAAUAAUGACCAGAUUAAAAUUUUAAAUUCAACAGCAAUAAAAAUUUUAUUACCAACAGAAUUAAUUAAUAUUAACAAAACUAUAGUUGAAGUAUCUAAAAAUAAUUACAUAUGGAAACGAAAAAAUUUUAAUAAAGAAGGUAUAAUAGCUAAUUUAGAACCUUCAUCAGUUUACUACAUUCGAAUAAAAACACAAGACAAAAACAACAAGACAAUAUCAACAAUUAGUGUAGUAACAUUACCAUCAUCUUCAUCAUUACCACAAAUUAACAUAUUGAAAAAUAAAAUUACAAACAAUUCAACUACUAUAAAAAUAGAUAGUAAAGAUUCAUGUAGCUAUAGGGGUAAAUUAUAUCAAAUUGGUUCUGAAUGGUAUGAUGAGUGUAUUAAUUUUUGUGUUUGCGAAAAAGGCCCAAAAACACAAUGCGUCACAAUAGAAUGUCCCACUGAUUUUGGCUUAGAUGUUUUAGACCCUAAUUGCUUAGACUGGGAAACUGUACCAUUUAAUUUUGUUCCCAAAGCACCUCAAUGUUGUCCCGAAGAAGUAAGAUGUCGCAAUAAUGGAUCUUGUAAUUACGAAGGCGUAGUUUAUGACAAUUGGAAUGAAAUUCCAAAUAAUAUCACUGGUUGCGAUAAAAGAUGUUAUUGUGAAAUGGGAAAUAUUUCGUGUCAACCAGCAUGUCCUCCGGUUCCAGCUCUACCACCCGAUACUUUAUCAUGUUCUUCAAAUCAAGCUAUACUCACUAAAUUACCAGAUGAUGAGUGUUGCUUACAUUGGAUUUGCGGCAGCCAAGUCAACAAUAACGAAAAUUAUAAUACUUUUAUGCCAGAAACUAAUAGUACGGUAUUUGUAGAUGAAACAGUAUCUUCAAUUGGUUCCCUAAUGAGCGGCAAUAAUGUUGCGAAUGGCAUGAAAAAAAAUUGGCAAUCUUUUAUAACUGCCGAUGAAAAUUAUAAAAAAAUAAAUCAAAAUAAUAAAACUAUACCAUUAUCAAACUUAACUUCAACAAAAGACAUAUUUAACAAGAAAAAUAAUAACAAUAAUGAUAAUAGUCAUAAUAACUCCGAUAUUGUUAAUAAUUUUAGUUUUGUCGAUAGUACUACAAAACCAAUUAUAUCCAGUUACAAUGGUCCUUAUAAUCCAAAUUAUAAAUUAUCUGGAUCAUCAGCUAGCAUUGACGUUAACAGUAAUAAUGACAAUAAUAAUAAUAAUAAUGUCAAAGAUAAAUUUUUUAAGUCUAAAUUGAAUGAAGCAAAAAAAAUAAUUGACCCAACAAAGUCUUCUUAUCACAACAAUAAAGUUACAACUCAAUCAUUUCCAGGCCCUUUGUCACCCGAUAGACUUCCUUCAUCAUUGGCAUCAAAAGAUUAUUUUUCUAUUACUAUUAAUCCUAUGGUAGUAAUUAAUAAUAGCAAUAAUAUCGAUAAUAAAACACAAUUUUAUCAAAAUAACGGAGAUAAAAUUUCUUCUUCAAAUAAAUUUAAUAAAAAUAAAUUUAUCAACAUUGAUGGUUUUAAUAAACAAGUUACAGUGCCAUCAACUGGAGAUAAUUAUUCAUCACUAUUAGAGUCAUCUACUAAAUCAGAAAUACCAUCAAUACCAUCAAUAAAUUUCGAUAAAAUAAAAUUUGAUAAAAAUAAAUUUUCACCAUCAGAUAAAUUAAAUCACCUGACAAAUUUUAAUUAUCCAGAAUUAUCCCAAGAUACAAAACAACAUUAUGAUACAUCACUGUCGUCAUCAUUACUUCCACAACAAGAAAUAAAUAAAAAUGAUAAAUUUUUAAAACCGGAAAUAAAAGCACAAAAAAAUGAAAAUGGUGAAAUAACCAGCUAUCAUAUUCAUACUCCACAUAUACCGAGCUCACCUCAACAAAUUGAGGAAUUACUUGCCCAUAUAACUCAACAUGAUUCUCAUGUUAAUUCUUUCCAUAUUUAUCCAACAACAUCAUCAUCAUCACCGCCCUUAUCAUUACCAUCAUCAUCUUCAUCAUCAUUGUCAUCUCUAUUGACGAAUUUAAAUCAUCCGUUUGUUGGCAUUGGGGGACCUAUUAAAUCAGAUUUACCAGACACGUCAUCAGGACAUAUUUACUCUUCUCUCGGUUUUCCAUUACACGGUGAUGGUGUUGCAGCUAGUGAAUAUUUAAAUAAAGUUUCUGGACAAUUAUCAUCCUCAUUUAAUAAUGAAAUAAUUAUAAAAUCUUUGGAUGCAAUUGAUGAUUCAACAAUAAGAAUACUAUUUACAGUACCAUCUGUUCUAGUUGGACUUUUUGGGCGUGUUGAACUACGUUACACAAAUGAAAUAAUGAAUUCGGAUCUAUCGACAUGGAAAUCACAAAUAUUUAUACCUCCAAAUGAUUUGAUUGCAACACCACAAUUGGAAUUUGAACUUGAUGGUCUAGAACCUUCAACCGAAUAUAAAUUAAAAGUAACUGUUAUUCUUCGAAACGAUCAAAUAAAUAAUAAUAAUAAUAAUAAUAAUAAUCCAACCAGCAAAAUUUAUAGUGUUAAAACACUUGAUCGUUAUACAGAUAAUAAAAAUAAACACACAUUGAUUAAGGGAACAACAGAAUCAACAAAAAUUAUGACUACAGAAAUUUCUUCACCACCUCAAAUUUUUAUUGACGCUGGUCUUAAAGUUAUUGAAACAAAUUUUAGCUGGAUUAAAGUUGAAUGGAAGAAAUUUACAGAAUUUGAAAUUAAAUUUAUCGAUGGUAUACAAUUGAGAUACAAAGAAUAUGAUAGCAAAGUUUAUACGACAACACCACUAAUUCAUCGUGCUGUUACAAGCUGGAUAAUUGAGGGAUUAAAACCAGCUACUACAUAUCAAAUUGGUAUAUCAAUUAUUCCUUUUCCUGGUCAAACAACUGAACUUUACAGUGAAAAAACGAUUCAAAUUACGACAUCUAUUGAGCCUGAUCCUUAUUCUUUUGACGUUAAAGUUGAAAUAAAAAUGAUUAAAUCACAGGAAAUUGAAUUAUCAUGGAGUGGAGUACCAUAUCCCGAAGAUAAAUAUGUUAACAUAUACCGUGCAAUUUAUCAAAGUGAUAGUGGAAAGGGUGAUACUAGUACUUUUAAAAUAGCUAAAAGAGAUUCUCCAGCUAAAACUAUAAUAAGUGAUUUAAAGCCUGGAACAAGAUAUAGAUUGUGGCUUGAAAUUUACUUAACUAAUGGAAAAAUAAAGAAAAGUAAUGUUCAAGAUUUUAUAACUAAGCCAGGUAUUGAUUUAUUACAUACCGCAAGCACUGGUAAUAUUUAUCAAUCGGGUAAAUACGGUAUCACUGCCUCAGCAGCAGCUGUAUCAAUUCCAUCAUCACACCAAGAAAAUAAUAAUAAUAAUAAUCACAAUAGUAAAAUUAUUAAUAACAAUCUUAACAACAUUAAUGAUAAUAAUAAUAAUAAUAAUAAUAAUUAUUACGGGCCUCUAGUCAUUGUUGCUAUUGUUGCUUCUCUUGCUAUACUCUCAACAUUGAUAUUACUUAUGAUGCUUAUGAAGAGAAGAUCAAGUAAUAAAGCUGAAAUUUCGUCUUCUCGUAAAACAACUGCAUCUGCAGCAUAUGAUAAUCCAUCCUACAAAGUAGAAAUACAACAGGAAACUAUGGAUUUGUAAAAUUAAUUAUACUGUACAUCAACGACAGCAAAAAACUAUUUCUUUUAUAUAAUAUCACAGCCAUUUACAAUAUAGUAUUAACAAUAAAUGAAUAGAUAAUAUAUAAAUAAUGAUGUACAACAACAACAACAACAACAACAAAAAAAAAUAAUCCAUACCUUAUCAUUGGGAUAUUACGGUGUUUGUGACCACUUCCAUUACACGCAAUAGAACUGCAAUAUUGGUGCUAAUUUUAAUUAAACGGUUAAAAUAAAUCAGUUCUUGUAUAAUAUGUUAUUAGUACAAUCAACGAAUUAUUUUCAAGUAAUUAAUAACAAUAACCAACUGAUUUAUAU